Molecule: messenger RNA, 699 nt
Organism: Lathyrus oleraceus (garden pea)
Lineage: Eukaryota; Viridiplantae; Streptophyta; Magnoliopsida; Fabales; Fabaceae
Exons: 2
Coding region: 1-699 (232 amino acids)
Source: RefSeq, a predicted model, not a curated record
AUGGGAGAUGACCCGUACGAUGCUUUUUAUAUGCCUGAUCAACUAAAGCCUAAGAUUCUUCCAGAUCCUGCUGCAGACAGGCUUCGCGCCUUGGAAAAGAAGAUCAAAGCUACAGAGGGGAAUAAUAUCUUCGGUUCCGUUGCCAUGAACAUGCGUCUGAUGUCAAAUUUGGUCAUACCAACUAAAUUUAAAACUCCUGAUUUUGAGAAAUACAAAGGCCAAACUUGGCCAAGAAGUCAUCUGGUAAUGUACUUCAGAAAAAUGGAUGCCCAUAUCAAAAACGACAAGCUGCAUAUUCACUAUUUCCAAGACAGUUUAAGUGGAGCAUCUCUAAGAUGGUACAUGAGCUUAGAGAAAGGGCGGAUCCAAAGUUGGGAACACUUGGCUGAUGCAUUUCUCCAGUUGGCUGCUCAGGUAGAGCCACCAUUAUCGGAAAAAGAAAUGACUGGAAUAUUUGUAGACACGCUAAAAGACCCUUUCUUUGAUAGAUUGGUAAGCAGUGCGACAUCGGACUUUGCGCAUUUGGUGACAAUUGGAGAUCGCAUAGAGAAAGGCUUAAGGGAUGGAAAGAUCCAAGGAGUUGUGGCAACCCCUAGUGCAUCGAAAAAUUAUUCUAGAGGCUUCCAGAAGAAAAGAGAGGGUGAUGCAAAGGCUAUAUCUAGGGGUUACAAGGGGAAGCAACAAGCUUCAUAUGGCUAA